Molecule: messenger RNA, 768 nt
Organism: Alternaria hordeiaustralica
Lineage: Eukaryota; Fungi; Ascomycota; Dothideomycetes; Pleosporales; Pleosporaceae
Exons: 2
Coding region: 1-768 (255 amino acids)
Molecular function (GO): DNA binding
Source: RefSeq, a predicted model, not a curated record
AUGGGCUAUUGGAUGCCGUACCAUGCAGCCAAAGCCAUAGCAGCGACAUUCUGCUACGACAUUCGAUGGGCACUCACCCCGGUAUUCGGCAACGACUUUCCUUCCGAGUGUCUGCAUCCGAAGGACCCAUGCUUUGCGAAGUUCCUCAUUGAUCCGACCAUUGUGCAGUUCUGCGCGCAAGAGACGGUUCGUUUCGCGAAGCUUGGUCCUGCGUAUGCUGUUCCCAAGCCCGACGCAUCGUCGCUGAUCGAGACACCGAAGAUGCACUGCGAGCCGCCCUUGCGCAAGGAGGACCUGGUCAUGCAACGGCGCGCGCGACCGACCGAUAUCGAGAGCGGGUAUGGGACAGACACUAGUCGGCAUGGCAAGUAUCUCUGCUCGCCUGAAGUGUCUCCUCGCACUCAGUUCACGCCCAUCAACCGCUCGCAGUCUCCAUGGUCGCCACGCACAAUCGGCUCUUCCCUCUUGGGCUCGCCAAUCAGCUUUCAGGCGCCUCCGGGUUUACUCACGCCAACGUCGGCUCCAUACGAGUACCACGUUGAAGGCUUUCGAGCGAAACGGACACAUUCGAAAGUCUCUUAUGACGACCGCGUCACUCGUCCCGAUACAGCUACCACGGUGGACAGCGCGCACGGUUCAGAGGUGUCCGGUGGCGACGACGACCAUAAUCGCGAUGAUGUCAGGGCGGCGGAGAUGUUGUUGUCGCUCUGCACUGGAGACAAGACGAUGCCACCGACGAAGCGGACGCGUUGUGGUUCGAGGUUCUAG